AUGCCGCUCGCGUGGGCCCAGCCGCGUCUUUCCGGUUCCGCCGGAGCGGCGCGGGCGGCGAGUGACGGGUCCCGGGUCCUUCCGCGGCGCCGAAGGCGGCGCGCCCCCGCCCGGCCCAUGGACCGGCACAAAGUGAAGCGGCAGCGUCUGGACCGGAUCUGCGAAGGCAUACGGCCUCCUAUUGUGAAUGGCCCAAUGCCAGCACGGCCACUGGUUGCACUCCUGGAUGGACGAGAUUGCACUGUGGAGAUGCCCAUCUUGAAGGAUGUUGCUACAGUGGCAUUUUGUGAUGCUCAGUCAACUCAGGAAAUCCAUGAAAAGGUGCUGAAUGAGGCAGUAGGAGCUCUGAUGUAUCACACCAUUACCCUUUCUCGUCAGGAUCUGGAGAAAUUCAAAGCCCUCAGGGUGAUUGUGCGUAUUGGCAGUGGCUAUGACAAUGUUGACAUCAAAUCUGCUGCAGAAUUAGGCAUUGCAGUUUGCAACAUCCCUUCUUCCUCAGUAGAGGAGACUGCUGACUCUACCCUCUGCCACAUCUUGAACCUCUAUCGCCGUGUUACUUGGCUGCAUCAGGCUCUGCGGGAAGGGAAUCGAGCCUCAAGCGUAGAACAGAUUCGAGAGGUGGCUGGAGGUGCUGUGCGUAUCCGUGGGGAGACUUUGGGCAUCAUUGGACUAGGCCGAGUUGGACAGGCAGUGGCUCUGCGAGCCAAGUCCUUUGGCUUCAACGUGAUUUUCUAUGAUCCCUAUCUGCCGGAUGGAGUGGAGCGAUCCUUGGGUUUACAACGAGUAGGAACCCUGCAGGAUCUACUAAUGCACAGCGAUUGCAUCACAUUGCACUGCAGCCUGAAUGAACAUAACCAUCACCUCAUCAAUGACUUCACUAUUAAACAGAUGCGUCAGGGCUGCUUCUUAGUGAACACAGCCCGGGGAGGGCUGGUAGAUGAGAAAGCCUUAGCGCAAGCCUUGAAAGAGGGGAGAAUCAGAGGAACGGCAUUGGAUGUGCAUGAGUCUGAGCCUUUCAGUUUUGCUCAGGGGCCAUUAAAAGAUGCACCCAAUGUUAUCUGCACCCCUCACACUGCCUGGUACAGUGAACAGGCUUCCAUUGAAUCCAGAGAAGAUGCAGCUAAAGAGAUCCGCAGAGCUAUUACAGGUCAUAUACCUGAUGCUUUGAGAAACUGUGUUAAUAAGGAGUACUUGCUGUUAGCAGCUCAGUGGUCCAAUAUUGAUCCUGCAACUGUCCACCCAGAACUCAACGGAGCUGCAGCUUACAGGUUUCCUCCAGGAGUAGUGGGAGUAGCCAACCCUGGGCUACCAGAACCACCCGUAGUGGAAGGGAUUGUAGCUCAUGGGAUCCCUCCUGUUUCUCACUCUGCACCACGUACUCCUUCCCCAGGAGAGACAAGCAAACUGGAUGCAGACAGAGAGAUUCCUGCUGAUCAAUAGCAGCGUGAUUCUCUCCUCUCCUUUGGCAGCAGAAAAAAGUAGGAGGGCAUCUCCUCCUAGGACCUUCUUUAACACCCUACAGACACUGUUUCCUGUUCACAUGGGACAGGAGAAUGUGUUUCAUUGC
This is a messenger RNA of Vidua chalybeata, 1567 nucleotides long. Its product is annotated as C-terminal-binding protein 2. Gene Ontology annotation, molecular function: transcription corepressor activity; NAD binding; oxidoreductase activity, acting on the CH-OH group of donors, NAD or NADP as acceptor. The coding region runs from base 1 to 1440 and encodes 479 amino acids. NCBI's taxonomy places the organism in Eukaryota, Metazoa, Chordata, Aves, Passeriformes, Viduidae. The transcript is spliced from 9 exons. The record is from RefSeq and is a predicted model, not a curated record.